AUGGCGAACGAGGCCUCUGCUAUCAAAAGGUUCAAUGAAGCGCCUGAAGCCAGAUACGCUUGGGUGAUUGCUCCUGUGCCGGGGCCUUAUUCACUCAUCGAGUCGGAUCUGCAGAAGAAGUGGAUUGUGCUCGCCGAACUACCAUCGACACCGGAACGCCAUUUCCCUGACGAAGGCGACAUGUGCAGCAUCUCAUUCAAGCGGGAUUUUGUUUGCAAGGGCAAAAAAUACAACCCUGGAACUCUCUCCGCACAGCGCAUUCCCAACCCAUACGAGACAAUCCCGGGGAUGAACCAAUAUUCGUUGCUGGCCGCUUUCAACGUUACCAUGGACUACGUUGCCGACCCUAUCACGAAGCAGCAGUACCACCCGCUCUUCUCCAUCGCCGUGAGACAUGACCUGAAUUUCGGCUUCGGGCCAACGCCUCUCAGCUUGCAAAAUGCCACCGAGAUUAGCCUUCGGAUUGACCAGAAUCCUGUGACGUAUGAAGCUGAAUUGACGGCGUUGAGCAUCUUGACUCAGCCGAAGAAGGAGGGAAACGAACUGUCGGAAAACACCAUCGGAACCUUCGAGUACUUAUUGGACUUCCGGAAACAGCCAAGUUUCUACAUCAACAUGUUCGACAAGAUCCCACAUAUGGACAACCCUGCUAGCCAUUCCAACGCGUACCUGCAGUCGGUCUAUAGCCGACUCAAUGCAGACCACAAGAAUGUCUAUGAGCAACUUCGUCGGAUUCCGGCAGGACUAGCGAUCAUCCUCGGUUGUCCUGGUGCUGGAAAGACGGCAUUGAACGCCUUCAUCUCCGCCAUGGCUGUCUCUCAUUCUCGCAAACUCGUGCGCGAUGACGGGAAGAAGAUACGCAAGCAGGUGAAGAUUCUUUAUCUUCUUGACGUCAACUACCCCUGCGAUGAUGCUGCAGACAGAGUGUACUCAACGUUGAAAAAAGCCGGCAUCAACAAGUCAGUGAUUAGGGUUCGAGGUUGCGCUCGCGAGAUGCGAAGCAGUGCAAAGCUUCAUCCAACACCCUCGGCAAGCGAAGAUGACGAGCCUGAUUUCACCGCCGGAUUCCUCAGACAAGCUCGUGCUUCUGUCGGUCUACCGCACGCUACUCAUUCUACCAACGAAGCCCGUGGUGGCGAUCGAGCGCCAUCCCUUGACGAAGUUGCGUGGAAGAGGUACGACGCUGACAGAACCCGGUACAAGUCUUUGACAAAGAUUCUCGAAAAGCUCGAGAACGGUGCUGUCAAGACCAAGAAGACGGCAAGAGAGCUCAAGAAUCGUGUGGCUAGACUCUAUCUCUCCGUGAUUGCAGACGCCGAUUUCAUCGCCACAACUCCUGUUGGCGCGUCUGGAUACCUGAGCAAGAACUUUCAUCCAGACAUUGUGUUCCUUGAUGAAGCUGCUCAUGCCAGAGAACUUACAACCCUCAUCCCGAUUGCACUGUAUUCGCCCUGUGCGUUCAUUCUCACCGGCGAUACCAGACAAACCAGACCCUUCGUUGAAGGCGGCAAGGGCAUGGAGAAGGAGAACAUCUAUGCAAAGCAGCUCAUGAUAAGCACCAUGGAAAGAGCGGAUCUUGCCGGGGCUCUGAAGAGCAAACUGCUUAUCAGUCACCGAAUGUACGGAGACCUCCAAGUAUUGGCAUCGGAUUUGUUCUAUGAUGGACAAUUGACUUCAGGAAUUCCCGAAGCUGAGCGUUUCUCCGACCCCGUACGCCACAUGCAAAAAUGGCUCGGGCAAUUCACCAGGGGCCAGGAAUGUACUGUCCCUCGAAUCCUGCUCAACCUACGGUACUCCAAGGAGAUGAAAGACCGGUCGAGCUUCUACAAUCAAGUUCACGAGAAUUUCAUUAAGCAGCGCUGUCAUGAACUGCUCAGACACCCGGAAUUCAAACAGGUUGACAAGCCUGACCAACCUGGACGAAUCCUCAUUAUCACGCCGUACAAGGCUGCUUUGAUCCGGUAUAAACAGUUCAUCAAGACUCUUCCGCCCCACUUCCGGGGAAGGAUGGAUGUGGAGCUGCGCUUCAAUGCUCUCGAGGCCCGCACUGUGGACUCUGCUCAAGGGCACGAGGCAGACUUUGUCUUUGUUGAUACGAGCUCGAGUUGGAGAGAUGAUUCUGAUGCAUGA
Colletotrichum scovillei is the source of this 2130-nucleotide messenger RNA. Its product is annotated as nonsense-mediated mRNA decay protein 1. The transcript is spliced from 3 exons. NCBI's taxonomy places the organism in Eukaryota, Fungi, Ascomycota, Sordariomycetes, Glomerellales, Glomerellaceae. The record is from RefSeq and is a predicted model, not a curated record. The coding region runs from base 1 to 2130 and encodes 709 amino acids. Gene Ontology annotation, molecular function: 5'-3' DNA helicase activity.